AUGACGUGGGGUUUCCUAAGGAAUAUCGUAGUACUGACAGCCGAUAGCACCGACGAAGCAGCCUUCUCGUCUGCAGCCGGGCAGCUCAUCUCCCUGUACAUCCCCCCAAGCGUAGCGUCCGCAAUCUACAGCGCCGCAACGGCAGCCAGCGUAACCGGCGAUUCUAACUCCAUCAUCCAGUCUGCGCUUACAGCAACUGCAUCGCCCACAUGGCUGACCGCCGUGCCCACGGAGUACCAGUCGAACCUUAACGCGUUGGACUCUGAGAUCAGCGCUCUCCGAGGUGCCGCUGCCACGGGUAUUCCUGGUGCGGACCGCGUUACUACCAUUACUAAUUCCGCGGGGAGCGCUAUCACGAGCAUCGUUCCAGGCUCGCUCACUGAUGCCGCCGCGAGCAGCGCUAGCAGCGCUCUGUCCCAGGGCUCAGCUCUCGCUUCAUCACUCGCCUCAAGCCUAUCCAGUUCUGUCUCGGCUGCGGUAUCUUCGCUCGAGUCUUCCGCAAGCGGUGCCACGUCCAGCGCAGCAUCCACCGAGACUGUCACCGAAAGUACUACGUCAACUUCCUCGGAAGCUGCGACGUCGUCUGCAGCAGCAGAGAGCACGUCUUCUGCCCUCGCUGCCCCGACACAGGUCCCAAUGGCUGCCGCAGGUGUUCUUGGGUUCCUGGGUGCAGCUCUUGCGUUGUAG
This is a messenger RNA of Coniosporium apollinis CBS 100218, 687 nucleotides long. RefSeq lists its product as uncharacterized. The record is from RefSeq and is a predicted model, not a curated record. Bases 1 to 687 code for a protein of 228 amino acids. Lineage: Eukaryota; Fungi; Ascomycota; Dothideomycetes. The transcript is spliced from 2 exons.